This is a messenger RNA of Penaeus indicus, 1879 nucleotides long. RefSeq names its product sodium- and chloride-dependent glycine transporter 2-like. Gene Ontology annotation, biological process: sodium ion transmembrane transport. The transcript is spliced from 13 exons. The record is from RefSeq and is a predicted model, not a curated record. The coding region runs from base 1 to 1797 and encodes 598 amino acids. Lineage: Eukaryota; Metazoa; Arthropoda; Malacostraca; Decapoda; Penaeidae. Gene Ontology annotation, cellular component: plasma membrane.
AUGGCUUCGUCCGCCGACAGCCUUUCCGACACAGAAGGCAACGGGAAGGAGAGAGGUAAUUGGUCACACAAAUGCGACUAUCUCUUCACCAUGGCGGGCUAUGCCAUCGGGCUCAGCAACGUGUGGAGAUUCCCUUACCUGUGCUACAUAAAUGGCGGAGGAGCGUUCCUCAUUCCAUACCUGCUGAUGCUGGUGUUGGUGGGCAUUCCGCUGUUCUUCCUGGAGACGGCCGUCGGUCAGUUCAGCUCCUCCAGUUGCCUCACGGUUUUCUCUGUUUGUCCGGCUUUCAAAGGUCUUGGCAUGGCGUCCAUUGCUAUCAACUUAAUGACGCUGACGUACUACAUUGUCCUCGUGUCGUUUCCCGUCCUGUUCCUCGCCUACUCUUUCAGCUGGGAACUCCCCUGGGCUUCGUGCGGAAACAGCUGGAACUCGGCCAACUGCACGGUUGGUAGGCUCCACGAAGGAGCUAACAUGGAAGACGGCGUUUCUUCAGCUGAAGAAUUCUUUCACCAUAAGAUCCUGCGCAUUUCGUCCGGCCUCGACGAUCUCAACCUCGUUCAGUGGCAGAUCGUCGCCGUGACCUUCCUGACCAUGGCUGUUCUCUUCUUCUGCGUCUUCAAAGGCAUUAAAGUCAUGGGGAAAGUUGUGUGGUUCACGGCAACAUUUCCUUUCGUAAUGCUGUUUGUCCUUCUGGUCCGUGGGGCUUCUCUCCCGGGAGCCAUAGAUGGAAUCCACUUCUACAUCUACCCUGAGUUUGAGAGACUGAAAGAGAUGAAGGUUUGGGCAGCAGCGGCCAUGCAGAUCUUUUACUCCUUGGGCCCAGGGUGGGGGUCGCUCAUCAGCUUCGGUUCCUACAACAAGUUCCACAACCGGUGCACGAGAGACGCGGUCAUUGUCCCCGUCUUGAACUGCAGCGCCUCCAUUCUUGCAGGAUUCGUCGUCUUCUCGGUGCUCGGCUUCAUGGCCAAGAGAGCUGGCGUUUCUGUUGAAGAGAUUACUGUUGCUGGCCCGUCUUUGGUGUUUAUUGUGUACCCUGAGGCUUUGUCACUGAUGCCCUUUGCUCCUCUGUGGUCCGUCUUCUUCUUCCUCACGUUGUUCUUUUUGGGCGUUGACUCGUGUUUCGCCCAUGUAGAGACUUCAGUAUUGUGUAUCCUGGACGAAUAUCCGAAGUUACGUGGUCACAGAGGCUGGGUCACUUUCGCCAUUUGCUUCAUUUCCUUCUUGGUGACAAUCCUCUUUGCAACGGAUGGUGGGAUGUACUGGCUUACGCUGGUGGACUGGUACUGUGCGUCGUUCACUGUCAUUGUUAUUUGUUUCUGCCAGAUAUGCAUAUUCAGCUACAUCUAUGGUACUGGUCGCAUCAUACAAGAUUUUCAGUUGAUGAUCGGACGUCGAAUUAGCUACGUGUGGUGGAUCAUUUGGAUGGCUGUCACUCCGCCUGUGCUCCUUUGCAUCCUCGCGAACACAGCGCUCGGUCACUCGGGCGCAGGGUACCGAGGGCACGCCUUCCCGACCUGGGCUCAGAGCAUCGGCUGGGUCAUGGUCUUCGCAUCCAUCCUGCUCAUUCCGGCCUACUUCCUCUAUUACUUCUGUUGUCGAACUGCAGGAUCGUUCAGACAGCGGAUCACGACCUGCCUGUCUCCAUCUCCUGCUUGGGGUCCGGGCCAGGAAAGACACAGGCAAGAGUGGCACCAAUACCGCCUCAAACACCCGCUGCGUCACCGGCUCAUUCAUCCGGACCUUUGUGCUACGGAGACCAGUACCUCGCCGGAUGAUGUUUUGCUGAAUACUUUCUAAACAGAACUUUUGAUAUCGUUGGAUUUAGCCCAAAUGGCAAACCCUUUCAUCCACAUGCACAUUCGAAUGCACCUUCCUAAUG